CCAUCCUCCCUAUCUCCCUCCCUUCCUCCAUCCUCCCUCCUCUCUCCUCCAUUCUCACUCACUUCUUCCAUCUCUUCUUUGUCUACACAGACCAACAUCCCUUUUCUCCAGAACGUUCUGAACAACGACCAGUUCCUGUACGGCACCGUCGACACCCAGUUCAUAGACGAGAACCAGGACCUCUUCAACCUCAAACCGGUCCAGAACCGAGCCCAGAAGCUGCUGCACUUUCUGGGUCACGUCAUGGUGAACGGUCCCACCACGCCGAUCCCAGUCAAGGCCAAGCCGUCAUCCAUCGACCCUGUGGUUCCUCCUGUCCCACUGGGAGAGCCCCCUGUGGGUUUCCGUGAGGUGCUGCUGCGGGAGGGUCCAGAGGGCUUUGCCAAGGCGGUGCGUGCCCACCAGGGCCUCCUGCUCAUGGACACCACCUUCAGAGACGCUCACCAGUCUCUCCUGGCCACCCGCGUGCGCACUCAUGACCUCAAACAGAUCGCCCCCUUCGUGGCUCACAACUUCAACAACCUCUUCAGCUUAGAGAACUGGGGAGGCGCCACCUUUGACGUGGCGAUGCGUUUCCUGAGCGAGUGCCCGUGGCGGCGGCUGCAGGAGCUGCGAGCGCUGAUACCCAACGUUCCCUUCCAGAUGCUUCUGAGAGGCGCCAACGCCGUCGGUUACACCAACUACCCCGAUAACGCUGUGUUCAAGUUCUGCGAGGUGGCCAAGGAGAACGGCAUGGACAUUUUCCGGGUGUUCGACUCUCUGAACUACCUGCCCAACAUGAUCCUGGGCAUGGAGGCUGCGGGGGCAGCUGGGGGCGUGGUGGAGGCCUCCAUAUCCUACACAGGAGACGUGUCCGACCCCAUGAGGCAGAAGUACUCCCUGGCGUACUACUUGAACCUGGCCGACGAACUGGUCAAGGCCGGGACGCACAUACUGGCUAUCAAGGACAUGGCUGGGCUUCUGAAACCAGAGUCCAGCCGGUUGCUGAUUGGAGCUCUGAGGGACCGCUUCCCCGAGAUGCCCAUCCACGUCCACACGCACGACACGGCCGGGGCCGGAGUGGCGGCCAUGUUGGCGUGUGCAGAAGCCGGGGCCGACGUGGUGGACGUGGCGGUGGACUCCAUGGCGGGGAUGACCUCACAGCCCAGCAUGGGGGCGCUGGUGGCCUGCACUAAGGGGACCAAACAGAACACAGGCAUUCCUCUGGAGAAGGUGUUUGACUACAGCGAGUACUGGGAGGUCGCUCGCGGGCUCUACGCACCUUUUGACUGCACGGCCACCAUGAAGUCUGGAAACGCAGACGUUUACGAGAACGAAAUCCCUGGCGGCCAGUACACUAACCUGCACUUCCAGGCUCACAGCAUGGGCCUGGGACACAAGUUCAAGGAGGUGAAGAAGGCCUACACCGAGGGGAACAAGUUGCUCGGUGACCUCAUCAAGGUGACCCCCUCCUCGAAGAUCGUGGGCGACCUGGCCCAGUUCAUGGUGCAGAACUCUCUGACACGGGCAGAAGUGGAGGAGCGUGCUGACGAGCUGUCCUUCCCGCUGUCAGUGGUUGAGUUCCUGCAAGGACAUAUUGGCAUUCCUUAUGGAGGCUUCCCAGAGCCCUUCCGUUCCAAGGUGCUCAAGUCUCUGCCCCGCGUGGAGGGCAGACCAGGCGCCUCUUUACCCCCCAUGGAUUUCGAGGCCCUGGAGAAACGGUUGCGAGAGGCGCACGGUGAUGACAUCACUCCCGAGGACGUGAUGUCAGCGGCCAUGUACCCAAAGGUGUUUCAGGAGUUCAAGGAGUUCACCACCACCUUCGGACCGGUGGACUGUCUGAACACUCGCCUAUUCCUCGAUGGGCCCAAGAUCGCUGAGGAGUUUGAGGUGGAGCUGGAAAGGGGGAAGACCCUCCACAUCAAGGCUCUGGCCCUGGGAGAUCUCAACAAGGCUGGCCAAAGGGAGGUGUUCUUCGAGCUGAACGGCCAACUGAGGUCUGUCCUGGUCAAGGAUACGGUGGCCAUGAAGGAGAUGCACUUCCACCCCAAGGCCCUGAAGGACGUGCGUGGGCAGGUGGGUGCGCCCAUGCCAGGCAAGGUGGUGGAGGUGAGGGUGCAGCAGGGCCAGAAGGUGGAGAAGGGCCAGCCUCUCUGCGUGCUCAGCGCCAUGAAGAUGGAGACGGUGGUCAACUCUCCUCUCACGGGCACCGUGGCCAAGGUGUACGUCUCCUCAGAUAGCAACCUGGAGGGAGACGACCUCAUCCUGGAGAUAACAGAGUGAGAGGAGGAGGUGGAGGAGGAGAGGAUGGGGUGAGAGGAAGAGGAGGAGAGGAUGGGGUGAG
Hypomesus transpacificus is the source of this 2323-nucleotide messenger RNA. RefSeq names its product pyruvate carboxylase a (gene pcxa). Gene Ontology annotation, biological process: pyruvate metabolic process; gluconeogenesis. Gene Ontology annotation, cellular component: cytoplasm. The record is from RefSeq and is a predicted model, not a curated record. Gene Ontology annotation, molecular function: pyruvate carboxylase activity; ATP binding. The transcript is spliced from 11 exons. NCBI's taxonomy places the organism in Eukaryota, Metazoa, Chordata, Actinopteri, Osmeriformes, Osmeridae. The annotation marks the transcript as partial.